UCCGCGGCGGACGGAGCGGAAGUGCUGGUUGCAGCGUCCCGAGCCGACCGUAGCGCGGCCCGCCGCCUGCUCCGUCCUCCUUCCCGCGGCCCUGACGGAAACCGUGGCUCGGCCGCGGCGGCGCUGCGAGUUACAGAAUGUCCGAAGGGGACAGUGUUGGCGAUUCCGUCCAUGGGAAGCCCUCUGUGGUGUACAGGUUUUUCACGAGACUUGGACAGAUCUACCAGUCCUGGCUGGACAAGUCUACCCCUUACACAGCAGUGCGAUGGGUCGUGACGCUGGGGCUGAGCUUCGUCUACAUGAUCAGAGUUUACCUAUUGCAGGGCUGGUACAUCGUGACCUACGCCUUGGGAAUCUACCACCUAAACCUUUUCAUAGCUUUUCUUUCUCCAAAAGUGGACCCUUCCCUAAUGGAAGAUUCAGAUGACGGUCCCUCCUUGCCGACCAAGCAGAACGAGGAGUUCCGGCCUUUCAUCCGAAGGCUGCCAGAGUUCAAAUUUUGGCACGCAGCCACCAAGGGCAUCCUGGUGGCCAUGGUCUGCACGUUCUUUGAGGCAUUCAACGUGCCGGUGUUCUGGCCCAUCCUGGUGAUGUACUUCAUCAUGCUUUUCUGCAUCACGAUGAAGAGGCAGAUAAAGCACAUGAUAAAAUACCGAUAUAUCCCAUUCACACACGGCAAGAGGAAAUACAAAGGGAAGGAAGACGUGGGGAAGACGUUUGCUAGUUAGAAGCUGGACUGAAUCUAUCACCCGUAUCUCAAGAACGGUUUUGAGCCAUUGUAACAAUGCCUUUUUUCUUCACAUAAAGUAGUUGAUUAUGAGGGAGUCGAAUUUUCUUUUUAAAAAGGAGCUUCAAUUAUUUGUAUCAGAAAUAUCAGGUUCUUGAAGAAACUGGCAUUUAAACCAAAUUGCAUUGAUUUAUUUUUCAGUGACGUUUAAGUGUUUCAUACUGGCAAAGCCCUAGUAAGCCUGGGCAUGGAAGACAGUCUGUGGGGGGACUGGUGGGUGGGUGGUGGUGGCCGCCUCACCGCAGUCCUAGGCGCCCUACAAGGCUGUGAGUGUAGGGGACAGCGAGGCCUGUGCGAAGGGACCCACGUUCUCCAGGACGCCUGCAGGUGGGGUGUGUAUGCCCCAGGCCACGUCAGACCCCUGCGUAGGAGGGUGAUGCUCGCCUGAUGUCGACCGUCUGGAAGAGCCUCACAAAUUACAGACGACUUCCAGUAACUGUGGGUUUCAUGCCAGUUUCCUAAUUCCACCUCACCAAAGUGUUCAAAUCAGCCUUCAUCAUGAUGACUCAAAACUCUGUUCUUACUGCCGUGAUUGCUUCUGAGGGCCUGGGGUGACAAAUAUAUAUAUUAUAUUUUAAUCGUUUGAGAUUAUUUUGACAUAUUUCUUUAAUAUGUAAAGAGUUGUUUUGUUUUUUGAUUAAUUUAAAUUUGUUUUCACGCAACAGCCCCUUUAAAGAAACAACAAAACUGGUGACAUCAGACUGGUUCUGUGGGUUUUAACGCACAGCUUCUCAUUUUCUAUGGGGAACUAGAACUCUGACCUACCUGCAUGUCAACUUUUUUCAUGUGAUAAAAAAGCAAACAAACUCUUCAACCUUUUACUAAGUGACUUUUUAAUCCAGCUUUAUUAAAGACAGUAUCCCUUU
Molecule: messenger RNA, 1653 nt
Organism: Loxodonta africana (African savanna elephant)
Lineage: Eukaryota; Metazoa; Chordata; Mammalia; Proboscidea; Elephantidae
Gene: RER1
Product: retention in endoplasmic reticulum sorting receptor 1
Exons: 7
Coding region: 138-728 (196 amino acids)
Biological process (GO): protein retention in ER lumen; retrograde vesicle-mediated transport, Golgi to endoplasmic reticulum
Cellular component (GO): Golgi membrane
Source: RefSeq, a predicted model, not a curated record